Messenger RNA from Ochotona princeps (American pika), 5726 nucleotides. RefSeq names its product nucleoporin 210 like (gene NUP210L). The transcript is spliced from 40 exons. Bases 39 to 5687 code for a protein of 1882 amino acids. NCBI's taxonomy places the organism in Eukaryota, Metazoa, Chordata, Mammalia, Lagomorpha, Ochotonidae. The record is from RefSeq and is a predicted model, not a curated record. Gene Ontology annotation, cellular component: nuclear pore.
CCGUAGGUUGGCGGGGAACCUGAGCCCUGGUGGUCGCCAUGAUGGAUGCAGGGGCCCCAAACUUGAGGCUGUCUUUGUGGCGGCCGCUUCAGUGCCUCCUGUUGCUGCUGCUGGUUUGGCGUGGAACUCUGGCCAACAAACUGAACGUGCCUCAGGUGUUGCUACCCUUUGGCCGGGAGCCAGGGCGGGUGCCCUUCCCUCUGGAGGCACAGCGGGGCUGCUACACUUGGCAUUCCACCCAUCAUGAUGCAGUUACUGUCAAGCCUUUAUAUGAAAAUGACACCUUGUGCUCCCGAAGAGCUGUACUCAUUGCUGAAUCUACCCAACCCAUACGCCUCAGCAGUAUUAUUCUUGCUCGGGAAGUAGUGACUGACCAUGAACUACGCUGUGAUGUUAAGGUUGAUGUGAUAACCAGUAUUGAAAUUGUGUCUCGGACCCGAGAACUCUAUGUAGAUGAUUCACCACUGGAACUGAUAGUGAGAGCGUUGGAUGCUGAAGGAAACACUUUCAGCAGCUUGGCAGGGAUGACGUUUGAGUGGAGCAUUGCCCAGGAUAACGAGUCAGCAAGAGAAGAGCUGUCUAGCAAAAUUAGGAUUCUGAAAUACUCUGAAGCAGAAUAUUCUCCUCCAGCUUAUAUAGUUGAGAUGGAAAAAGAAGAGAGGCAAGGAGAUAUGAUUUUGGUAUCUGGGAUUAGAACCGGAGCUGCUAUUGUAAAAGUUCGAAUUUUUGAACCAUUCUAUAAGAAAGUGGCAGCAGCAUUGAUACGUCUGCUUGUUUUGGAGAAUAUAUUUCUUAUACCUUCCCAUGAUAUUUAUCUCUUGGUAGGGGCUUUUAUUAAAUAUCAGGUUGCAAAAAUGGUUCAGGGAAAAAUGACAGAGGUGAAAUUUCCCCUGGAACAUUAUACACUGGAAUUGCAAGACCAUCGAGUUGCCCAAAAUGGAUCUGUUUCUGAGAAAGUGGCUUUAUUGGAUGAGAAAGCAGCCAUAGUUACUGCCUCCCAGCUGGGCCAAACUAAUGUGGUCUUUGUCCAUAAAAAUGUCUAUAUGCGAUCUGUGUCUGGACUCCCGAAUUGUACCAUAUAUGUUGUAGAGCCAGGAUUUUUAGGUUUCACUGUCCAACCUGGAAACCGCUGGAGUCUAGAGGUGGGACAGGUGUAUGUCAUCACAGUGGAAGUGUUUGAUCAAAGCAGCACCAAGGUCUAUACUUCAGAUAAUCUCAGAAUUACAUACGACUUUCCAAAGGAGUACUUUGAAGAGCAACUAACCACGGCGAAUGGAUCUUACCAUGUAGUAAAAGCCCUGAAGGAUGGUGCUGUGGUGAUCAACGCAUCCUUGGCUUCCAUCAUUUACCAGACUAAACAUAUUAAGCCUGUAAAAAUUCUAAUCAAACACCAACAAGAAGUCAAGAUUUAUUUUCCCAUCAAGCUCACACCCAGCUUUCUGGCAUUUCCUCAUCAUGCUAUGGAGACAUUGUAUCGUUAUAAAGUACAGGUGGAGGGAGGUAGUGGCAACUUCACCUGGAGCUCUUCUAAUGAAACAGUGGUCAUGGUAACUACCAAAGGUGUGGUGACUGCAGGGCUGGUCAAGGGCAACAGCACUGUUUUGGCCCGAGAUGUACAAAAUCCUUUUAGAUAUGGCGAAAUUAAGAUAUAUGUCCUGAAACUGAAUAAAAUGGAGCUGUUGCCAUUUCAUGCUGAUGUGGAGAUUGGUCACACGGUAGAGAUCCCUAUUGCAAUGUACCACAUGAACAGAGAGACCAAAGAAGUCAUCACCUUCACUGACUGCUCGCAUUUGUCCUUGGCUCUGAGCACGGAUAAGCAAGGAGUCUUUACUCUUUUCCAAGAAGGUAUUCAAAAACCUGGACCAACACACUGUUCCAGUAUUCACAUAGCUGCCAAAUCCCUGGGUCACACCUUGGUGACCGUGAGCGUGACUGAAUGUGAAGAGUACUUGGAGAGUAGUGCCACAUUUGCUGCUUAUGAACCCCUGAAGGCUGUCAAUCCCAUGGAAGUGGCGUUGGUGACAUGGCAGUCUGUGAAAGAAAUGAUAUUUGAAGGGGGCCCUCGUCCAUGGGUCCUGGAACCCUCCCGAUUCUUCUUGGAGUUGAAGAUGGAGAAGCCAGAGAAGAUUGGAGUAACCCAAGUCCGGCUGCCAGCUAAGAGAAAACAGAACCAAUACAUCUACAGGGUCCUGUGCCUGGACUUAGGGGAACAGGCUCUCACGUUUCGGAUUGGAAACCACCCAGGUGUCCUGAAUCCUAGUCCAGCUGUAGAGGUGGUACAGGUGAUCUUCAUAUGUGCCCACCCCGCCAGCAUGUCUGUCGCCCCAGUAUACAAGGUGCCAGCAGGAGCCCAGCCAUGUCCUCUGCCACAGCACAACAAACAGCUGAUUCCUGUAUCAAGCCUGAGAGACACUGUCCUAGAACUAACAGUGUUUGAUCAACAUAGGAGAAAGUUUGAUAACUUCAGUUCACUAAUAGUAGAGUGGAAAUCCUCCAACGAAACACUAGCCCACUUCGAAGAUUAUAAUGCAGUGGAGAUGGUAGCAAAGGAUGAUGGCAGUGGACAGACCCGGUUACACGGCCACCAGCUCCUUAAAGUACAUCAAUUAAAAGGAACUGUGCUCAUUGGAGUCAACUUUGUGGGCUACUCAGCAAAGAAAAGCCCCAAGGAAAUUUCCAACUUGCCCAGAUCUGCAACUGUGGAACUGCUCCUGGUAGAUGAUGUAACUGUACUACCUAAGAAUGCUACCAUCUACAACCAUCCUAAUGUGAAGGAAACAUUCACCCUUGUGGAAGGAUCUGGUUAUUUUUUAGUCAACAGCAGUGAGCAGGACAUUGUCACCAUCAACUAUAUGGAAGCAGAAAGUUCUGUCCAGUUAAUUCCAGUACAUCCUGGAUUUCUCACCUUGGAAGUCUAUGAUCUUUGCUUGGCCUCCUUGGGCCCAGCAACAGCUCACCUCAGAGUGUCAGACAUACAGGAACUGGAGCUUGAUCUCAUUGAUAAGGUUGAGAUCAGCAAGACCGUAUUAGUGACUGUGAGGGUUCUUGGCCCUUCCAGACGUCCAUUUCAAAAUAAAUACUUCAAAAGCAUGGAGCUUAAACUUCAGUUGGCUUCUGCCAUUGUCACCCUGACGCUAAUGGAGGAACAGGACGAAUACUCUGAAAACUACAUCCUUCGAGCUGUCACUGUUGGACAAACCACACUUGUAGCUAUUGCCAGAGACAAGGUGGGGAGAAAAUUCACAUCGGCUCCCCGGCAAAUUGAAGUGUUUCCUCCGUUCAGACUUGUUCCAGAGAAAAUGACACUGAUUCCAACUAACAUGAUGCAGGUAAUGUCCGAAGGCGGCCCCCAGCCCCAAUCCAUCAUUCACUUCUCUAUCAGUAACCAGACCGUGGCUAUUGUGAACCGGCGGGGACAAGUCACGGGGAAGGUGGCUGGCACAGCUGUGGUCCAUGGCACUAUCCAGACAGUAAAUGAAGACACUGGAAAAGUCAUUGUGUUUUCUCAGGAUGAAGUGCAGAUUGAAGUUGUCCAGCUCAGAGCUGUUAGGAUCCUGGCAGCUGCAACCAGACUCAUCACAGGGACUGAGAUGCCUGUUUAUGUCAUGGGAGUGACCAGUACCCAGACCCCUUUCUCCUUCAGCAAUGCCAACCCUGGGCUCACAUUCCAUUGGUCCAUGAGUAAAAGGGAUGUGUUGGAUCUAGUACCCAGGCAUUCAGAGGUUUUUCUACAGCUCCAAGCAGAGAAUAAUUUUGCCAUGGUUGUCCGCACAAAAGCAGCUGGUCGGACCAGUAUCAAAGUUACUGUCCACUGCAUGAACAGUUCCUCUGGGCAGUUUGAGGGGAAUUUUUUGGAACUGUCUGAUGAAGUGCAGAUCCUGGUGUUUGAAAAACUCCAACUUUUCUAUCCAGAGUGCCAACCUGAGCAGAUUCUGAUGCCUAUGAAUUCUCAGCUUAAACUCCACACCAACAGGGAAGGAGCUGCCUUUGUGAGUUCUCGUGUUCUCAGAUGUUUCCCUAAUUCGUCAGUCAUUGAAGAGGAUGGCGAAGGACUCCUGAAGGCUGGGUCUAUCGCAGGGACCGCCGUGUUGGAAGUCACCUCUAUAGAACCUUUUGGAGUAAAUCAAACAACCAUAACCGGGAUUCAGGUCGCACCUGUGACCUACCUGCGUGUGAGCAGUCAACCCAAGCUGUACACAGCCCACGGGAGGACUCUGACAGCCUUCCCACUGGGCAUGUCUCUCACCUUCGUCGUUCAGUUUUAUAAUAGCAUCGGAGAGAAAUUCCACACACACAACACUCAGCUUCAUCUGGCUCUGAACAGAGAUGACUUGUUGCUUAUUGGACCAGGAAACAAGAACUACACCUACGUGGCCCAGGCCGUGAACAGAGGAGUGACACUGAUUGGGCUUUGGGACCGGAGACAUCCAGGCAUGGCAGAUUACAUUCCUGUUGCUGUAGAACAUGCCAUUGAGCCAGACACCAAGCUUACCUUUGUUGGAGAUGUCAUUUGCUUUAGUACUCACCUGGUCAACCAACAUGGUGAACCCGGAAUAUGGAUGAUUUCUGCUGGAAAUAUUCUACAGACAGACAUUGCCACUGGAGUAGGAGUGGCCAGAAGUCCAGGAACUGCAACAAUUUUCCAUGAUAUCCCAGGAGUAGUGAAAACAUACAGAGAGGUGGUAGUCAACACAUCAUCAAGGUUAACGCUCAGUUACGACCUCAAGACUUACCUCACCAACACCCCCAAUUCCACUGCAUUCAAGCUGUUCAUCACCACGGGCAGAAACGGUGUCAAUCUUAAAGGAGCCUGUACUCCCAAUCAGGCCUUGGCCAUUACAAAGAUCCUUCUUCCAGAGACCCUCCUGGUGUGCCACGUACAAUUUAGUAACACUUUGCUAGACAUUCCAGCAAGCAAAGUCUUCCAUGUUCACUCAUAUUUCAGCAUGGAGAAAGGGGUGUAUGUGUGCCUCAUCAAAGCUCGGCCACAGUCCCAGGAGCUGCUCCAGGCCCUCAGUGGGGCAGACACCUCGGUCUACGGGUGGGCCACACUGGUCAGCCAACGCAGCAGGAAUGGAAUGCAAAGAAUCCUCAUUCCUUUAAUCCCAGCCUUUUACAUUAACCAGUCUGAACUGGUUCUCAGCCACCACCAAAAUGUCGGGGAGAUAAGAGUGCUGGGAGUGGACCGAGUUCUGGAGAAGCUUGAGGUCUUCCCCAGCAGCCCAGCUCUAGCGGUCUCUGCCCACAGGCACUCUCCCCUCAUGCCUGGCCUGGCCAGCUACUCUGUAAGAGUAGUCAACUUCACCUCCUUCCAGCAGAUGGCAUCAGCUGUUUUCAUCAACAUUUCCUGUGUGCUCACCAGUCAGAGUGAGGCUGUGGUGGUGAGAGUUACGGAGAAGCCUGGUGCAGGACAAUGCGAAGACGCUGGUGUCAUCAAGCGACUCCUAGGCUCUUACCAGAUCCUUUUCUUUACCCUCUUUGCGAUGUUGGCAUCAACAGCUUUCAUCUUUUUAGCAUACAACGCCUUCCUCAACAAACUGCAGGCAGUCCCAGUGGUUUACGUCCCCACUCUCGGAACACCCCAGCCAGGUUCUUACAUUUCUACGUGCUCUCCUCCCUUCAUGAACCAGCAACCCCCGCUGGCCCAGAGCCGGCUACAACACUGGCUAUGGAGCAGAAGGCACUAACCCGGGCUGGGCUAAGCCCCUUUCACCUUAAGGAGCAGA